AUGAGUGUUCUAGAUUUUAGAGUGUCCUCACAAAAUAAAGAGCUCCAAAUGAAGCGUAUUUACCAUGUCGAAACUACAAGGUUUCCUGUUGGGAAAUAUCCAAAGGCAGAUGCUCAACUAAACGCAAAAAAUGGAAAAUUAUUUGUUGCAGUUGGAUCAAGCACAGAAUUACAUACAGCAACAUUUCAUCUAAUAGGAAAGAAAGCUAUUGACAUUAAAAGAUACCAUUAUAACGAUUCAAUUAUUGACGUUUCAGUUUGUAGUUCGAAAGAUUACUUUUAUUUUAUAGUUUCUCUCUCUAACUCUACUUGUUUUAUCAUGCAGCCAGACGGAAGAAUCAAUUUGAUAAAGCAAAAGGGGCUCACAAAGGCAUUAAUUUACAAAAAUUCUACAAAGAACAACCAAAUGUACGUGGCUCUCGGAACAUCAUCAGGAGGUGUUAUUCUCAUCUAUCCAAUACUAGGAGAAGAACCAUACGCUACAAUUUCUAAAAAAGCACCUGUAACUUCGUUACGUAGCUCCAACGAUGGCUCCAAGAUCAUUGCAGGCUUUUCAAAUGGAAAUGUAUCCGUUUUGGACGGAGAUUCUUUAGAAGAAUUAUGGAGUCGAACUUUUCCUUUCGGAUCAAUAAUCGAUGCAGUUACAUGUCCAAUUGAUAACUACAUAACAUUUUCCGCUCAAGACGAUAACGUUUACAUUUAUUCUACUAAAGAUGAUCAAAAAUUAAAAAUAGAAGGCCAUACUUCGUUUGUUAUCUCUAUUGAUCCAGAAAAGAAGUCAAAAAAUAACGAAUUCAUGCUUUCAAGUUCGGGUCUUGAUGGAAGAUUCGGACUUUGGAGAGCAAAAAUCAGCGAUCAGAAUAUUUCUCAAGAAAAACUGCAUCUUUCCAAUAUAAUUUCAACUCCUAUAAGGUUUGAGCGCUUUUAUCAUAACAUUCUGUUAACAAUCAAUGAUAAAGGCUCAAUAUCUGUUUAUAUUGCUCAUUAA
Molecule: messenger RNA, 987 nt
Organism: Trichomonas vaginalis G3
Lineage: Eukaryota; Parabasalia; Trichomonadida; Trichomonadidae
Product: nucleoporin domain family
Exons: 1
Coding region: 1-987 (328 amino acids)
Molecular function (GO): protein binding
Source: RefSeq, a predicted model, not a curated record